Messenger RNA from Porites lobata, 1796 nucleotides. The record is from the annotation of a GenBank genome assembly. NCBI's taxonomy places the organism in Eukaryota, Metazoa, Cnidaria, Anthozoa, Scleractinia, Poritidae.
AUGGACGAUAAGGCAUAUUUACGGCCUGGCACAGAUGUGGGAGCGAGAAAUACGAAAGCUAGUGUAAUAUAUGAUGUCUGUGAUCCUAAUGAGCAGAAGAAACUGAAGCAACACGAUUUUAACAAUCCUGAAGUAAAUCAGACUCCUGCAUCAUUUCGAUUGAUUAAGCAGCACAUUGAAAAUAUCCAAGAAAAAGAUGAAUUAAUGAGCGACCAAGAUCCAAGCCUGGUCAUCAUUCGUCCAAAAUACUUCAUUGGGAGUGGUGGUAGCUUAUGGGCCUCAGAUUACAUGCGCUUAAGUUAUGGAGUUCCCAAACUCUUUCAGGAGAGUCCAUAGAACACUAGUUUGAGCAUUGAGUUGCAAAGGCUAGCUAUUUGUUCCUAUGAUGUCGUCUAUUAUUUAACUGAUCUGACAAUGGAGGAAGAUGUUAUGCGCGUUAAAACUGAAAGAGGUUGCAAGUACUUCUGCUACGAGCAGGAGCAGCUUAUUUCGUUUCAAAAUCAAAUCAGCUAUAUCACAAUCCAAUACAAAGAGGCUGUUCAUUUGCAAUCUGAGCAAGAAAUAGGAAGUGAACUACUGGAAACGCUCUCGGGUCUUCGGAAAACGGUAGAAUCGGUUCAAACACAAAUGUUAGCGCAUACACGACAGGGAAAGUUGUGGGAUGUAACGAAGGAUAUCUUAAGAGAUUGUUAGCAAUGCCUCAAUGAUUUAGACCAUUUGAGAUGUCCCAAGUUCUGCUAGAACAUUCUCAAAACCACUGAUGCAGGCCCUGGAGUCGGUGUAACCAACAUUGAAGUGCGUUUUAGCGAUUUUGAAAUUGCAAGAAUACAAUCAUCUGAGCGCGUUAAUAGAAUUCACCGCGCUCCAGGGGACUCUGCACAAAACGAGGCUGAGAGAACAAAUGCAUCAAUAGGUGAUGCCCUGGUAGAUGGAACAGCAUUAAAAUGGGAGUAUUUCAAGCCCUUUGAUGGCCUCACAGAUACAGAGAUAAAGAAACUAUCUGCUUCGGAAGUAAAAGAAAGAGAGGCAAUUUGUAUGGAAAAGAAUGCUUGGGAAGUGGCUAGAGGUGACAGCUAUGGUUGACGAUUAACCUGGUCCUGCUAAAGACCACUUAAAGUGCUAUACAACUACAGCAUCAAAUUGUCAGUUCUUUUUCAACAAAUCGUAUCUUAUGAAGUAUGCAAAUGCUAAAACAGAUGCUGCAAAACAUUCUGUUCCUGAAUACCACUACUUUAGGAAGAUACCGUAAAAUUCCCCUCCAAAUAUAAGCCCCCCAAACCGGUAACGCAAAAAAACUUCUGUUAAAUAGCCCCUCCAAAUAUAACCCCCCCGGGGGCUUAUACUUGGAAAAUUGCCCUCAAAUACAAAGUAAAACAAAGCAAAAACGGUAAAUUCACUUCCAACUAUAAGGCUAGCCCAAUCGAUUUUGAAAAGCAAAUUUCCCUCCGUAGAUAAGCCCCUCCGAAUAUAAGCCCCUCCAAAAAUAAGCCCCUCAAAAAGGGUCUUUAAAAAAUAUAAGCCCCGGGGCUUAUUUUCGCAAUUUUACGGUAUAUUCAUUUAUGGAUAGCCACUGUAUCAUUGGAGAGAUGUUCCUUGAAUAUUUAAAAGUAGCCUGUAAAGAAAAUGGUGAAAGCACUGCGACUUCUGCAACAGCACAAGAGAACAAUGCUGUGAGGAGAUUUAACAUGUUGCGAGGCCAUUUCCUGACAACGAAAGUGAUGGGCAUCAUUACCUUUUUUCUAAAACCCCAGCAAACAACAGGCUUGUCGAUGAUUACAUGCCAAGGGUACAGCUGA